ACAUACGAAAACACACUGUUAAGUGAAGUUUAGUACAAGCUGUACGGGGCUGCAGAUGGCAUCGUAGGUGGCAGUCUGUAAAGUGAAGACAUCCAAGCCAAAGGAUAUCUCAACGGCCUCAUACAUGACGGAAAUGGUUUGGGAACAUCGUUCAGCAAGCCCCGAGCACUUUCACUGACAACAUGUGGCUGCCGUGCGGUUGCACUUCCAAGUACGUCGCUUCUUCUUUCGCUCGUCGGAUUCUUGCGUCUCAUCUCCAUGUUUCGGGCCGAAGUCGGUGCAACGUCGCGGCGUUCAUGCCGGAGGCUGCGGGCUUUGAGGGGGUGUCGGGCCGCGCGGCGCUGCGGGAGUUGUCCGUCUCCAACAGUGAGAGCUUCUGGGCCGCUGUGGCGCGCCACAGGCUCAGCUGGAGCAUUCCUUUCCACACCGUGCAGGACUGUGACCUGAGCCGAGGCAAGAUCAAGUGGUUCGAAGGAGGAAAGCUGAAUGUGUCCGUGAACUGCUUGGACCGCCAUGUGCACACCUGUCCUGAGAGGGUGGCUCUGAUCUGGGAGAGAGAUGAAAGGGGGUCAGAGAUGAAGUACACCUACAGAGAGCUGCUGGAGAUGACCUGUCGAGUGGGCAACCUGUUAAGGCGGCAUGGUGUGAAGAGGGGGGACUGCGUUACCAUCUACAUGCCUACCUGCCCGCUGGCCGUGGCGUCCAUGUUGGCCUGUGCCCGCAUUGGUGCGGCCCACAACGUGGUGUUUGCGGGCUUCAGCGCAGAUGCCCUGGCAGAGCGAAUCAGGGAUGCUCAGUCCAGCACUGUCAUCACGGUGAACCAGGGGGUCAGGGGUGGUAAGGUCAUAGAGCUGAAGAAGACCGUGGACACAGCGGUAGAGAGCUGUCCGACAGUAAAGCAGGUUUUUGUUGCUAUGAGAACAGACAAUCCAGUCACCAUGACGGCCAGGGACAUUGCCAUGGAGGAGGAGAUGCUAAAGGAGGAUGUUGUGUGUGAACCAGCUGUCAUGAACAGCGAGGACGUCCUGUUCCUCCUUUACACAUCUGGCAGCACAGGGAAGCCCAAAGGUCUUGUCCACACGCAGGCUGGAUACCUUCUGUAUGCUGCGCUCACACACAGGUAUGUCUUCAGCUACCACGAUGGUGAUGUAUUUGGCUGUGUGGCGGAUAUUGGCUGGAUAACGGGACACAGUUACGUGGUCUAUGGACCGCUGGCCAACGGGGCAACCACUGUGCUGUUUGAGAGCACUCCUAUUUACCCAGACCCAGGAAGAUACUGGGACAUGGUUGAGAGACUCAAGAUCAACCAGUUUUAUGGGGCCCCCACAGCAAUCCGUCUGCUGCUCAAGUAUGGAGAUCAGUGGGUGAACAAGUACGACCGCUCCACCCUCAAAACCCUCGGGUCUGUGGGCGAGCCGAUCAACACGGAAGCAUGGGAGUGGUACCACAGAGUGGUCGGGGACGGACGCUGUCCUGUGGUGGACACCUGGUGGCAGACUGAGACGGGUGGCAUCUGCAUCGCACCAAGGCCAUCAGACCCAGACGCAGAGAUUGUCCCAGGAAUGGCUAUGCGACCCUUUUUUGGCAUUAAGCCGGUGCUUAUAGACACUGAGGGCGAAUUGCUGACUUCCAACAACACAUCCGGAGCCCUGUGUAUGGCUCAACCUUGGCCUGGUAUGGCCAGAACCAUUCAUAACAACCACCAGAGAUUUAUUGAAACAUACUUCCAGCCUUAUCCCGGUUACUUCUUUACUGGUGACGGUGCCUAUCGGUCUGAGGAGGGGUACUACCAGAUCACCGGCCGCCUUGAUGAUGUCAUUAACGUGAGCGGUCACAGGAUAGGUACAGCAGAGAUAGAGGAUGUAGUGAAUCAGUGUCCUGCAGUGGCUGAAUCUGCUGUCAUAGGGUAUACACACAGCAUCAAGGGACAAGGUGUCUACGCCUUUGUGGUGCUUAAAAAAGGCAUAGAUGUAAAAGAGGCAGACUUGUCGAGGCAGCUAAACGGCAUGGUAUCUGAAAAGAUCGCCAAGUACGCUUCUCCGGAUUUCAUCCAGUUUGCCCAGCGUCUGCCAAAAACCCGCUCGGGUAAGAUAAUGCGGCGGGUGCUGCGUAAAGUUGUGGAGAGCGACUUGGAGGGUUUGGGCGACCUCAGCACUCUGGAUGAUCCCGCAGCAGUUCAGGAGAUCAUUCAAGGUCACGAGAAACUCUUGAGUAAAAAUCGACCAUAAGGUGUUUUCUGAAGGAGAGAGGAGUGUAAAUGGAAAGCUUGCGUGUUACACUCCAUUUUCAUGAACCAGACCUGUGCCUUUUGUAUGAAAAAUUAUUUUUAAUAGCCAGAUAAUUCUGAUAGGCUCUUUUAAAAUCUGUCUACAAUCUCCAGAUAAACCAGACCUACAAAACCUUAAAGUUCCCACCUAAUCUCCCAGAAUUUUUUACAGAAUAAUGUUAUUUAAUGAAAUAUUACUUUUUUGACUAUUUUACAAGUUAUAUCCCCUUUAAGAAAGGAAAACAUGGAAUUUUCAGGGUUGGAAAAACAAAUGUCAAUGUCAAAAUUGACAACGAGUCAAUUUUAUACACAAACACAAAAAUUCAAACUCUAAAGCAAAAAUCUUGUUUUUGUUCAGCACAAUUUUUCUAAUCUUGAGCUUCAAUGUCACAGGAGGUGGUAUAGAGUCAGUGAAAAAAAUUGCACCAAAUUAUUGUCUGACACGGUAACAGGAAAAAAGUAUUGGUUGGUGAUAAUUCGCUACAGAGAACCUCAAAAUGUGCACUUUAGGUAAACUUUAAAGGGUCAUAUCACCAUAUGGGAUUAGGGUCUGGCUGAAAGAAUUUACUACAUAUGAGAGGUCUCUUUUUACAUUUUGAUAGGAGGAUGAUUGGUCUAUCAGUGAUUCUUUGGGUCAAAACUAAGUUUCUAUUAUGUUUCAAAUUUCAUGUAUCAGGAAGGAGAUGCCAUGUGAUGGCUCAAAAACGCUAGAAGAAAUAAUGUGAAUUAAAAAGCACAAAAUGUUGAUGUACUUCAAGCUGGGCUCAUAGUAUGAAGGUAUAAUUUUGCUUGCCCUUAUCAAAUGUACCAAUUUUAAUGUGAGCAGACAGAUACCGACGUAUUUCUUAGUAGGAAUUAAAAAGAAUAUUGUGUGAAAGUUUGUUUUUUUAUUACACAGUAAUAACCGUUCUCCCAUUGGAAAUGUUGUACACUAAGCUACUGUAAAGUCACAUAAAUGCAUUAAAUAUUUACAGAGUU
Messenger RNA from Oreochromis niloticus (Nile tilapia), 3244 nucleotides. RefSeq names its product acetyl-coenzyme A synthetase 2-like, mitochondrial. The coding region runs from base 183 to 2228 and encodes 681 amino acids. The record is from RefSeq and is a predicted model, not a curated record. Gene Ontology annotation, cellular component: mitochondrion. Lineage: Eukaryota; Metazoa; Chordata; Actinopteri; Cichliformes; Cichlidae. Gene Ontology annotation, molecular function: AMP binding; acetyl-CoA synthetase activity. The transcript is spliced from 15 exons.